ACGUUUAUGUGUGGCAUAACUAACAAACGAAUGUAAAAAUCCUGUUUCGUUUAGGUUAUAUUAACCAAACAUUAUUUUUAUAAUUAAAUUCAUCUAAUUUUGUAUUGUUAUGUUUUGAAAUUAAAGUAAUAUUCAGAUUCGAAAAGAAGUAUUGGCCAUGGCUUCUCAGUUAUCACGUAGAGAUGUUGAGGAUAUGAAGUCCUCUAUUGAUAAAACUAUACACAAAGUUGUAGGAAGUUCAGAUUCCUUGAUUUAUAAUACCGUAGAAAAAUGUUUAUUGAAUGGUUAUGAUAGAAGAAAAAUAGUAGAUAAGUUGACUUCUGUAAUAGACAGCAAGAAAGCUAGCAGAUUGGCUGAUAAACUACAAGAUCUUUUGGAUGAUUUAAGGCAUAGCCAAAAGUCUAAAAAAAGAUCCCACGAUGCUGAUUCUAGAGAUAGAGAUUCCAAAAAACUUCGCAAAGAAGAAAAUGAUAAAACCGAUACCGACAAGAAAAAGGAAAAUAGUGCUGAUAAACCACCUGAAGAAUUAUCACCAAUGAAAAUCAAAGAAAUGAUGAAAACAGCCCAGCGUGAAAUUGAGGAACGCAAAAAGUCUUUACUAGAAUUAAGAAAUAAAACUCAACCUAAAGUGCCAAUGAAGUUGCCUCCUCCUCAAUUAGUUAAACCUACAAUGCUCGGGCCUCAAGUGGGCUUGUUGAAAAGAGAAGAUGCUGAAAAAGCAAGAAAAAUUGCUCAACUACAAGCUCAAAUUCAAUCAAAAUUAGCUAGUGGGAUAAUAAUGCAAGGAUUGAUAUCACAGCCACCUCCUAUUGAUAAGCCUAAACCUUUAAUUUUGGAUGAUAAAGGUAAUACUAUUGAUGUAACUGGAAAAGCUAUUCAGUUAACACAUGUUGCGCCAACACUAAAAGCUAAUAUUAGAGCUAAAAAGCGUGAGGAAUUUAAAACUCAAUUAAACGACAAAACUGGUGAUGAUUUAUCUGAGAACAGUUUCUUUGAUAGUAGAAUUGGUGCUAAACCUUCCGUAAGGAAUAAACGAGCUCUGAAAUUUAAUGAACCUGGUAAAUUUCAACAAAUUGCUGAUAGAAUACGAAUGAAGGCGCAAUUAGAAAAAUUACAAAAUGAAAUUUCUCAAAUAGCUAGGAAAACUGGUAUUUCGUCCGCCACAAAAUUAGCAUUAAUAGCUCCAAAAAGUGAAUUGCAAACUGAUGACAUACCUCAUAUAGAAUGGUGGGAUUCAGUAAUUGCAAAAGAUGAUUUGAAUACGAUGGAUGGUGAUAAUAUAGCUAUCAGGCAGUUUUCAAUAACUAAUUUAGUAGAACAUCCAACACAAAUGAGACCUCCAACAGAAACCAAUAAACCAGUUUACAUGCCUGUUUUCUUGACUAAGAAGGAAAGGAAAAAACUUCGAAGGCAAAAUCGACGUGAGGCUUGGAAAGAAGAACAAGAAAAAAUUCGUUUGGGCCUAGAAGCACCACCAGAACCUAAAUUAAGAAUUUCGAAUCUCAUGCGAAUCUUGGGAACAGAAGCUGUUCAAGAUCCAACUAAAAUUGAAGCUCACGUUAGAGAUCAAAUGGCCAAAAGACAGAAGGCACAUGAACAAGCAAAUGCUGCAAGGAGGCUAACAGACACUCAGAGACGCGAGAAAAAAAUAAAAAAAUUGAAAGAAGAUACUUCUGGUGGAGUACAUGUUGCUGUUUAUAGAGUUAGAGAUUUGCAUGAAAAUGCUAGUAAGAAAUUCAAAGUAGAAACAAAUGCCAAACAAUUGUAUAUGACCGGAUGCGUUUUAUUAUUCAAAGAUUGUUGUGUAAUUGUUGUGGAAGGUGGAGUCAAACAGCAGAAGAAAUAUAAAAGACUUAUGAUGAAUCGCAUAAAAUGGGAAGAAGACUUGGUAAAGGACAAUGAUGGAAAUGAAGUACCUAACACCUGUCAUUUAGUAUGGGAAGGUACCACUAAGUACCGGAAUUUUGGUGAAAUUAAAUUUAAAGUUUGUCCAAUGGAAAAAAUGGCCAGGGAGUUCUUCCAGAAACAUAAAGUAGAACAUUACUGGGAUUUAGCUUACAGUGGUGCUGUUUUGGAACAGGCUGAGGAAGAAAUUUAAGAAAUGAAUAAUGUUAUUUGUAAAACAUGUAUAUAAUUAAGCAAUUUUAAUAUUAGAUA
This is a messenger RNA of Ctenocephalides felis (cat flea), 2157 nucleotides long. RefSeq names its product U4/U6 small nuclear ribonucleoprotein Prp3 (gene Prp3). The record is from RefSeq and is a predicted model, not a curated record. Lineage: Eukaryota; Metazoa; Arthropoda; Insecta; Siphonaptera; Pulicidae. The transcript has a single exon. Gene Ontology annotation, cellular component: U4/U6 x U5 tri-snRNP complex. Gene Ontology annotation, biological process: mRNA splicing, via spliceosome. The coding region runs from base 158 to 2098 and encodes 646 amino acids.